AUGAAUGGACCACCAACGUUUCAAAGGACCAUGCAUAAUCUUCUUGGUUAUGGACGCUGGGACUAUGCUAUGGUUUAUUUAGACGAUAUUCUUAUAUUUUCUCGUAGUUUCAAUGUACAAAAAAAACAUUUAAAUGAAAUUUUAUCAAUAUUAGCUAAAGCUAAUUUUCAAGUCAAUCCUGAUAAAUGUUGUAUUGCUGUUCAAGAAAUCGAUUUUUUAAGUCAUACAAUCAAUGAACAAUUUAUUAAACCGAAUGGCAAAAUUAAUUGGUACCGAAAAUUCAUUGCGGAUUUUGCUCGUACAGCUCCACCACUACACAAAGUUACCCAUAACACAAAACAUCGUCGACAUGAAUUUAAAUGGGGACCUGAUCAACAACAUUUAUUUGAUGCAUUUAAACGUAUUUUAGCAGCAUAUCCUUUAUUUUUAGAAUAUUCAGAUUUAUCAACUUCAUUUAUUACGUUGAGGAAAAAGUUCAUGCCUGAUUACGAAAUCACAAAUUUUGAGCUUCGCGUAUUGCUGCGUCAUUAUUGGCGAAAGAAUUUGGAUGCAAAAGCAGCUGCCAAAGCAAUUUGCGACGUUGAAGGUGAAGGCGAUUUGGAUCUUGAAGACAGGCCACGUUCCGGACGACCAACGGUUUUGGACGAAGGAGACUUGCAAGCCGCUUUGGAUGUUGAGCCGUCAUCAAGCACACGCGAAUUGGCUGAAGAACUUGGUGUCGAUCAGAAGAAAGUUUAG
Rotaria socialis is the source of this 738-nucleotide messenger RNA. Lineage: Eukaryota; Metazoa; Rotifera; Eurotatoria; Philodinida; Philodinidae. The record is from the annotation of a GenBank genome assembly.